Messenger RNA from Microtus oregoni (creeping vole), 2599 nucleotides. It is a transcript of the gene Pou2af1, whose product is annotated as POU class 2 homeobox associating factor 1. NCBI's taxonomy places the organism in Eukaryota, Metazoa, Chordata, Mammalia, Rodentia, Cricetidae. Gene Ontology annotation, molecular function: transcription coactivator activity; DNA binding; POU domain binding. Gene Ontology annotation, biological process: positive regulation of transcription by RNA polymerase II. The transcript is spliced from 5 exons. The coding region runs from base 80 to 850 and encodes 256 amino acids. The record is from RefSeq and is a predicted model, not a curated record. Gene Ontology annotation, cellular component: RNA polymerase II transcription regulator complex.
GGAGGAAAGCACACCCAGUCACAUUAAAGAAGCCAAACUGUCUGCUUCAAAGAGAAAAGGCAACAUCCUGUCGCAGGCCAUGCUCUGGCAAAAAUCCACAGCUCCAGAGCAAGCUCCUGCCCCACCACGGCCAUACCAGGGUGUUCGAGUCAAGGAGCCAGUGAAGGAGCUACUGAGGAGAAAGCGUGGCCAUGCCAGCAGUGGGGCAGCUGCCCCACCUACUGCGGUGGUGCUGCCCCACCAGCCCCUGGCAACCUACAGCACAGUGGGUCCUUCCUGCCUUGAUAUGGAGGUUUCUGCUUCCACAGUGACAGAGGAGGGGACAUUGUGUGCUGGCUGGCUCUCCCAACCUGCCCCGGCCACCCUCCAGCCCUUGACUCCAUGGACACCCUACACGGAGUAUAUGUCCCACGAAGCUGUCAGCUGCCCUUACUCAGCUGACAUGUAUGUGCAGCCAGUUUGCCCCAGUUACACAGUGGUGGGGCCCUCCUCGGUGCUGACCUACGCUUCCCCGCCACUCAUUACUAAUGUCACGCCAAGAAGCACUGCUACACCUGCCGUGGGGCCCCAGCUGGAGGGUCCGGAGCACCAGGCACCCCUCACCUAUUUCCCGUGGCCUCAGCCCCUUUCCACGUUGCCUGCCUCCAGUCUGCAGUACCAACCUCCAGCCCCAGCCCUGCCUGGGCCCCAGUUUGUUCAGCUUCCCAUCUCUAUCUCAGAGCCAGUCCUUCAGGACAUGGAUGACCCCAGAAGGGCCAUCAGCUCCCUGACCAUUGACAAGCUGCUUCUGGAGGAAGAGCAAAGCAACACCUAUGAGCUCAACCACACCCUCUCUGUGGAGGGCUUUUAGGGCUGCCCUGGGGCUCACAGCCCUCUCCCUGGAAACUGAGAUUUCAGAUGAGUUCAGAAGGAGCCUAGCCACCUGUUUGAAGUGGCUCUUCCCUAGGUAUCCCUUCUGCCUAAAGCCGAGUUGUGUUCCUUCUUUCCUCCUCUCUUCCCUUCUUGUUUCCCUUGCCCCCUCCCCAGUCCACCUCCCUCCUUAUUUCUUCCUCCAGUUUUCUUUCUCUGGAGGGGUAAAUUAUAGUGGUGUUCUGAGCAGAAUCUUAUACUGAAUGUCACCAAGUCUGCAGCUCAAAGUUUCCCCUUGAUGUCCCAUCAUUAGAGAAGUGCCUCCUGUUUUCUGGUAGCAGUAGCAUUAUAGAUCUUCCUUAAGACAGCUUAGCCUGUCUGCCAUUCUGAAAUGCAUGAGAUCCCACAGGGAGACUGAAGCCACCAGCACCUCCCUGUUGAGUCAGGCAUGGACAAGACAUGUUCCCAUGACACAGUUUUGUAUUGCUCUUCUCAGCCUUGGCUAAUCUAAGCAGAUGUCUCUGGGUUGGUUGGAGGGGGUGGGACAGGACUCUCAGGGUGGGUAGGAUAGUCAGUGAGCAAUGAGAGACAGGGCUGAGGAGGAGUGGGACACAUUCAUGUGGUGUGUCUGUGGUUAGAAGGGCGCGAGGAAGGGGAGGCUGAGAAGUGAUCCAACUACCUGCAACCAACAUUGAAAAAAAAUCACUUUAACGUGGUUCAGCUGAUCUUCUCCACAGUAACUGUGAGCAGAGCUGGGGUGGCCAGCUGGAUAAUGAUGGGCCUGUUUCUGCCCUAACAGGACACCAGCCCUUAAAUUGCCUUUGUCGAGGCAUUGCCAGAGCAACAGGAAAAGACCCUGAUGCUCAACAGUGAGGAGAGGUCCCAUUUAGUCCUUCCAUGUGGGUUUUUUUUUUCAUGUCAGGAAUCAUCCAUCAGCCACCAUGAAGCAGCACCAAGGGUGCUUCGUCCAAGGACCACCCUUCUCGGGCUUCUACAGUCCUGGUACACAGGUCCAUUAGGUUUCAUUUCAGUUUUUAUUUUAUUUUUUGCUGGAGAAGCCAAGCAUUUGUUAUGGAGUGUUUUUGCUGUUUCUGGGGCACUCUGCUCCUGAGGAGGAUGUGUCUUUGGGAACUGGCAGGCUGUUUGCUAACGGUACCAUCAUUCCAUGGGCACACCUUAGUCUGUAGAUUCCACGUAGAAGCAACAGACGUUUCUGGAAAAUGACAUUUUUUUUUUGAUACUCCACUCCCUUUUUUGUUUCCAUUUUCAAGGGAAAUUCCGAGGAAGACACCUGCCAUUUUUUUUCAUGCUUUGUGUUUAUUUUGAUUCAGAUUUCUCAAUAUCUACCUAAAAUCCUGGUAUGCUUAUCCUGAAAUAUUCGUAUUACACUUUAAUAUUUAGGUAAAUGUUAGCAUGUAGAAGAUAAGUUUACACUCGCGUUGGUAGUUACCGUGAACAGGAAGCGGGGGGGGGGACGCCCCAGCCUAUUUAAUUGAGGGCCUGUUGUACAUAAAACACUAUUCAAGAUUUUCCAGCUAACUGAGGGUUUGAGAAGACACAGGAGUGGCAUCCACGGAGGAGUUAACACUGGGAAAAUGAAACAGCAAGGGAAGCAGUGUGAGCUUUUGCUAGGGUUGAAUUGGUGUCUUUCCCCUUCUUAUCUUGAGACCCCACGCCUUGGCUGCAGGCGUCCAUGCAGAUUUCCUUUCAAGUUAUUCUAUUCAUAGGCAACAUUUUCAAUAAAGAUUUG